UAAUUGAAGAGAAGGAGAGGAGUAAAGAGGAGGAACAUCAUGUCAAAAUUGAGGAAAAAACUCAUUUACAGACUGAUUUUAAAAGGAGAGACAAUAAUUGUUUCACCUGCACUCAGUGUGGAAAGAGUUUUGGAAGAAAAGACAUUCUUAAGAUUCACAUGAGGAUCCACACUGGAGAGAAACCAUUCACAUGCACUCAGUGUGGAAAGAGUUUCAGCUGCUCAUCACACCUUAAUCAACACAUAAGUAUCCACACUGGAGAGAAACCAUUUACUUGCACUCAGUGUGGGAAUAGUUUCAGCCAAUUAGCACACUUUAAUCAUCACAUGAGGAUCCACACUGGAGAGAAACCAUUCACAUGCACUUACUGUGGGAAGAGUUUCAGCCAAUCAUCAAACUUUAAUAAACACAUGAGGAUCCACACUGGAGAGAAACCAUUCACAUGCACUCACUGUGGGAAGAGUUUCAGCCAAUCAUCAAACUUUAAUAAACACAUGAGGAUCCACACUGGAGAGAAACCAUUCACAUGCUCUCAGUGUGGGAAGAGUUUCAGCCAAUCAUCAAAUUUUAAUCAACACAUGAAGAUCCACACUGGAGAGAAACCAUUCACAUGCACUCACUGUGGGAAGAGUUUCAGCCAAUCAUCAAACUUUAAUAGACACAUGAGUAUCCACACUGGAGAGAAACCAUUCACAUGCCCCCAGUGUGGGAAGAGUUUCAGCCGAUCAUCGUCCUUUAAUUUACACAUGAGGAUCCACACUGGAGAGAAACCAUUCACAUGCACUCAGUGUGGGAAGAGUUUCAGUUGCUCAUCUCACCUUAAUAAACACAUGAGGAUCCACACUGGAGAGAAACCUUUCACAUGCACUCAGUGUGGGAAAAGUUUCAGACACUCAUUAUUUCUUAAACAACACAUGAUGAUCCACACUGGAGAGACACCAUUCACAUGCACUCAGUGUGGGAAAAGUUUCAGCCAAUCAUCAAACUUUUACCGACACAUGAGGAUCCACACUGGAGAGAAACCAUUCAUAUGCACUCGGUGUGGAAAGAGUUUCAGCCAAUCAUCAAACUUUAAUCUACACAUGAGGAUUCACACUGGAGAGAAACCAUUCACAUGCACUCAGUGUGGGAAAAGUUUCAGCCAAUCAUCAUCCCUUAAUCACCACAUGAGGACCCACACUGGAGAGAAACCAUUCACAUGCACUCAGUGUGGGAAGAGUUUCACACGCUCAUUAUCUCUUAAAGAACACAUGAGGAUUCACACUGGAGAGAAACCAUUCACAUGCACUCAGUGUGGGAAGAGUUUCAGUCAAUCAUCAUCCUUUAAUCACCACAUGAGGAUCCACACUGGAAAGAAACCAUUCACAUGCACUCAGUGUGGGAAGAGUUUCACCCAAUCAUCAAACUUUAACCGACACAUGAGGAUCCACACUGGAGAGAAACCAUUCACUUGCACCUAAGCCACAGUUACACUGGACCUUUCUUCCCAAAGACUUCCAUUCAUAUGCAUGCAAAUGCGUCAGACUGUAAACGCAAGUUUGAGCGUCAAGUUUUGCAGUUCACUACGUUGCAGAGUUCAAGCUUGGUGAACUCUGACCUGC
Molecule: messenger RNA, 1601 nt
Organism: Danio rerio (zebrafish)
Lineage: Eukaryota; Metazoa; Chordata; Actinopteri; Cypriniformes; Danionidae
Source: RefSeq, a predicted model, not a curated record